Linum trigynum is the source of this 657-nucleotide messenger RNA. Lineage: Eukaryota; Viridiplantae; Streptophyta; Magnoliopsida; Malpighiales; Linaceae. The record is from the annotation of a GenBank genome assembly.
AUGACCCAGUUGCUGUUCUUGGUUUUGUUUGCGGAAGUGGCCAUGGCAUUCUUGCUGCUAGUAAAGAUCGGGCCUUUGAGGGAACUGGUGCUCAAGAGUUUGGAUCAGGUGAAGAUGGGGAAAGGUCCCGCCAGUGUGAAAACAAUUGCUGGUACUAUGUUUGUGAUCCUAUUGUCGUACCUCAUGAGCAUCGUGAAGAUCCAAAACAAAGGAGCCAAGCUUGGUACUCUGUCGCCUAUGGACCAAGUUCUCUGGAGAAGCCACUUGCUCGAGGCUUCACUCAUAGGUUUUACACUGUUCCUCGGGUUUGUGAUUGAUCGUAUGCACCACUAUCUCAAAAAGCUAAUCGGUCUCAAAGGCAGCGUUGGAUCAUCAAAAGAUGAGUUCGAAAAGCUUCAAAAAGAGAACGUGCAGCUCAAAGAUAAGGAAGAGAAAGCUUCCAAGAAAAUUAAGCAGCUUCAGGAAAAAAUCUCAGCUCUAUCAGAAGACUUGAAGAAGGCAAAGCUCGAAGCAGAAGAAAAGGAUAAGAAGAUUGAAACAGCUGAAGGCCAUGUCACCGCCCUCCAGAAACAAUCUGCAGAUCUGUUGCUGGAAUACGACCGGUUGCUUGAAGACAACCAAAACCUUCAGGCUCAAGCUCAAGGAUACAAGAGUUGA